UCGAUUGCUGAUCGAUAACAGCAGCCUUGAAUUAUACGUUAGACUUCUGUCCGUUCUCAGCCCGGUUCAUGGAGAACGCUGGUCAGGGGGAAGAGCGCAUCCAGGAGUGCGCCACAGAUCCUCACACUUGAUGCCCCUCUCAGCAGAGAUGGUUGAGCCCUCGUCCAGGUCGCUGUGGUCCUCUUCUAAAAUUCAGUCUCGCUCACUUCUUCUUUCCUAUCAGCUGACAUAGCGCGGCUGUGGCUGGUUCUCUCCUCAGAAAAAAAGAGAGGGAGGCAGCUUCCACCCGACAGAAAGAAUAAAUUAGGCAGUAGGUUACAUACUUGAGAGCAUGAAGGGGAUUUAUAGAGACGGAUACUACGACGGAUCUAUUGGACUACGGGACGUUUUCAACAGGAGAUGCGUUAAAUGUGGCAGCGGGGACUUAGUUCCAGCCAAAAUGAGGAGGAUGAGGACGGGCAUUGUUUUUUGGAAUCUCAUCUUUUCAUUGAUGUUCACUUGUGUGAAAGGUUUCAUCCAUACCUGUGGAGGCACAUUGAAAGGAAGGAAUGGGACGAUAGAAAGCCCCGGGUUUCCAUAUGGAUAUCCAAAUGGAGCGAACUGUACCUGGGUGAUUGUUGCAGAGGAAGGGAAUAGGAUUCAUAUAGUUUUUCAAUCUUUUGCUGUGGAGGAGGAAUAUGACUUUUUAUCUUUGUAUGACGGGCAUCCACAUCCAGCUAACUUCAGAACAAGGUUAACAGGAUUUGCCAUCCCUGCGCCCGUUACCAGUUCCGGCUCCAUUUUUUCACUGAGGCUUACCAGUGACUUUGCAGUAAGCGCUCAUGGAUUUAAGGUAGCAUAUGAAGAGCUCAGAAGUGGCUCAUGUGGAAACCCUGGAGUCCCGUCCAAAGGUAUAUUAAACGGGACUCAGUUCAACGUAGGGGACAAGAUCCGUUACCGCUGUGUAACUGGCUACGUCCUGGAUGGACAUUCACUCCUCACCUGUGUCUCCAGCACAGCUGGAGUGGCAGUUUGGGAUUUUCCAGUACCAAUCUGCAGAGCGGAAGACACAUGCGGUGGCACCCUGAGGGGCUCCAGCGGGCUCAUCUCGAGCUUUGAUUUCCCCGGCAGCGACUCUGCUAGCACUCGCGUAGGUGCUGGAGGUUUGGGCAGCAGCGGGGAGUGUAAGUGGACCAUACUGGCGGAUCCGGGCGACACUAUCUCGCUGGUGUUCACGGAGUUUCAGAUGGAGGAAAAGUCUGAUUAUCUGGAAGUAGAAGGAUCUGAACCACCAACCAUCUGGCUAACUGGAAUGAACAUCCCAGCACCAAUCAUCAGCAACAAAAACUGGUUGCGGCUGCAUUUUGUAACAGAGAGCAACCACCGCCACAAGGGCUUCAGGGCUCAGUACCAAGUGAAAAGCUCUGGAGAGCUUAAAUCCAGAGGGGUAAAAUUAUUACCAGGAAAGGACAACACUAACAAACUGUCUUUGAUGAAUGAGGGGGGAGUCAAACAGGUAUCUAAUUACUGCACUGACCCAGGCGAGCCGGACAACGGCAAACGGAUUGGUUCUGAUUUCAGCAUCGGAGCAACUGCUCAAUUUACCUGUGAUGAGGACCAUGUGCUGCAGGGUUCCAAAACGAUUACCUGCCAGCGCGUGGCUGAAGUCUUCGCAGCUUGGAGCGACCACAGGCCCGUAUGCAAGGUGAAAACAUGCGGGUCAAAUUUACAAGGACCAUCUGGGACUUUUACAUCCCCUAACUUCCCCACACAAUAUGAGAGCAACUCCCAGUGUGUGUGGAUCAUCACUGCAAGCGAUCCCAACAAGGUCAUUCAGAUCAACUUUGAGGAGUUUGACCUAGAAAUUGGUUAUGACUCUCUGACCAUUGGAGAUGGAGGGGAAGUAGGAGACUCAAAAACAAUAAUUCAAGUGCUGACAGGAAGCUUUGUCCCAGACUUGAUUGUGAGCAUGUCCCAUCAGAUGUGGCUUCAUCUCCAGUCUGAUGAGAGUGUGGGGUCGAUAGGCUUCAAGAUCAACUAUAAAGAAAUUGACAAAGAGAGCUGCGGUGACCCUGGUACACCUCUGUAUGGCUACAAAGAAGGCAGUGGCUUUUUAAAUGGUGAUGUUCUCCGCUUUGAAUGCCAGUUUGGAUUUGAGCUCAUCGGGGAAAAGAUGAUAACCUGCCAGAACAACAAUCAGUGGUCAGCUAAUAUUCCCAUCUGCAUAUUCCCCUGUUUCUCAAACUUCACCUCACCCAUGGGGACUGUGCUGUCUCCCGAUUACCCAGAGGGCUACGGGAACAACCUCAACUGUGUGUGGCUGAUUAUCUCAGAACCUGGCUCCAGGAUCCAUCUGGCCUUCAAUGACUUUGACUUAGAGCCUCCCUAUGAUUUCCUUACUAUCAAAGACGAGAAUCAGUCUGGAGCCUCAGUAUUAGGGCGUUUCACAGGAGCUGAAGUUCCCUCUCAUCUGACAUCAAACAGCAACAUUCUGCAGCUGGAGUUUCAGGCGGAUCACUCCAUGUCAGGGCGAGGCUUUAAUAUCACCUACAGCACUUUUGGGCACAAUGAAUGCCCUGACCCUGGCAUACCUUUGAAUGGCAGACGCUUUGGAGACAGUUUUCAGCUGGGAAGCUCCAUUUCUGUGGUUUGUGAGGAAGGCUUCAUUAAGACACAGGGAGCUGAUACCAUCACAUGUCACCUGGAGGACGGAAAAGCUAUGUGGAGCGGACUUAUUCCCAAAUGUGAAGCUCCUUGUGGUGGACACUAUUCAGGGCCAUCUGGUGUCAUCCUCUCUCCGGGGUGGCCAGGCUACUACAAAGACUCCCUGAGCUGUGAGUGGGUCAUCGAGGCUGAACCGGGACGAUCUAUCAAGAUUAGCUUUGACAGGUUUCAAACUGAACUCAGCUAUGACUUCCUGGAGGUGCAUGAUGGUCCCAACCUGCUGUCUCCUUUGAUUGGCUCCUUUAAUGGAACUCAGGUCCCCCAGUUCCUUUUCAGCAGCAGUAACUUCCUGUACCUGCUAUUUACCACUGACAACAGUCGAUCAAAUAGUGGCUUCAAGAUCUUCUAUGAAGGUGUCACAUUGGACACAUACUCCUGUAUGGAUCCAGGUAUCCCAGUAAAUGGUGCUCGACUGAGCCAUGACCUGUCUAUCGGCUCCACCGUGUCCUUCCAGUGUAACCCUGGAUAUAGGCUGAGCCACGAAGAGCCACUUGUUUGUGAGAAGAACCACUUCUGGAGCCACCCGCUACCCACUUGUGACGCAUCAUGUGGUGGGGAUAUCAGAGGCCCCUCGGGGAUCAUUCUCUCACCCGGCUACCCAGAGCUGUAUCCUAACUCUCUCAAUUGUACAUGGACGGUUGAAGUCAACCAUGGAAAAGGUGUCCAGUUCACUUUUCACUCCUUCCACCUGGAGGAUCACCAUGACUACCUUCUGAUAACAGAAAAUGGCAGCUUCGCUCAGCCUCUGGCUCGGCUCACUGGCUCAGAGAGGCCUGCACCAGUUAACGCUGGCCUGUAUGGGAACUUCAAGGCCCAGCUACGCUUCAUUUCGGAUUUCUCCAUAUCUCUUCAGGGAUUCAACAUCUCCUUCUCGGAGUACAAUCUGGAGCCCUGUCAGGAUCCUGGAACGCCUCGGUUCGGCUGGCAUACUGGAUCCAGGUUUGGCAUUGGGGACUCACUGUCUUUCCACUGCAACGCGGGCUAUCGUCUGCAGGGGGUGAGGGAGAUUGUGUGUUUGGGAGGUGGGCGCCGCAUGUGGAGCGCCCCUCUGCCAAGGUGUGUGGCGGAAUGUGGAUCCACAGUUUCCAACAACGUGGGAGCUCUGUUGUCACCAAACUAUCCGAAGAACUACGACAACAGCCAUGAAUGCGUGUACAGCAUCCAGGUCCAAACAGGCAAAGGCAUUAAUGUCACAGCGAGCAGCUUUCUGCUUGCACAAGGUGACAUUUUAAAGCUGUAUGAUGGGAAGGAUGGUACGGCUCCACUGCUCGGCACCUACACAGGCUCACAGAUGCAGGGCCUUUUCCUCACCAGCACCUCUAACUAUAUGUGGCUGGAAUUUUACUCAGACCAGGAGUCGACAGCAGCAGGGUUCCGCCUCAUAUAUCACAGUUUUGAGCUGUCACACUGUGAUGAUCCUGGAGUCCCUCAAUUUGGCUUCAAAAUCAGCGACCAUGGUCAUUUUGCUGGAAGUUCCAUAACCUUCGACUGUGAACAAGGUUACACCCUGCAUGGCAGUGCCACGCUCAGGUGCAUGACAGGGGAGAGAAGAGCAUGGGACAACAACCUCCCUUCAUGCAUAGCGGAAUGUGGUGGCAGUUUUAAGGGUGAGUCUACAGGCCGAAUCCUUUCCCCUGGGUAUCCCUUCCCCUACGACAAUAACCUAAGAUGCACCUGGACCAUUGAGGUCACCCCUGGCAACAUUGUCAGUCUUCAGUUUCUUGCAUUCGACACAGAAGCAUCCCACGACAUCUUGAAGGUCUGGGAUGGGCCUCCUGAGAAUGAAAUGUCUUUGAAGGAGGUCAGCGGCUCACUGCUGCCUGAAGGGAUCCACUCCACUCUCAACAUUGUCACCAUUCAGUUUGAGACUGACUUCUACAUCACCAAGUCUGGUUUUGCCAUCGAUUUCUCAAGUUCAUUGGCGACAGCCUGCAGGGAUCCAGGCAUCCCCAUGAAUGGCAGUCGCAACGGGGAAGGGCGGGAGCCCGGCGACUCGGUGACCUUCUCUUGUGAUCCAGGUUAUGAAUUGCAGGGAGAGAGCAAGAUCACCUGCAUCCAGGUGGAAAAUAGAUACUACUGGCAACCUAGCCCUUCAAGCUGCAUCGCUCCAUGCGGUGGGAAUGUGACUGGAUCUUCUGGAUUCAUCCUUUCUCCCAACUACCCACACCCCUACCCACACAGCAAAGACUGCGACUGGCUAAUCGCUGUUCACUCUGAUUACGUCAUUUCUUUGGCUUUCAUCAGCUUCAGCAUUGAGCCCAACUAUGAUUUCUUGUACAUUUAUGAUGGACCAGACAGCAGCACUCAUCUGAUUGGCAGUUUCCAAGACAGUAAACUUCCAGAGAAGAUUGAAAGCACUUCCAACUUUAUGUACUUGGCAUUUCGCAGUGAUGGCUCUGUGAGCUAUACUGGCUUUCAUCUGGAGUACAAAGCAAAACUUCGGGAGGCCUGUUUUGAUCCAGGGAAUGUGAUGAACGGCACUAGAAUGGGUACAGACUACAAGCUGGGCUCUAUGGUUACAUUUCAUUGUGAAGCUGGCUACCUGCUGCAGGGCUACUCCACCCUGACAUGUGUCAUGGGCAACAGCAAGAGACCAGAAUGGGAUAGAGCCAAACCAAGCUGUCAGGUGCUCUUUGGUCAGUUUGUGGUGUUCCAGACCCUUCCCACUGAUGCGGUAGAGAUAUAUGAUGGUCCUUCAACAGAGUCUGCUCUGCUUUCAUCCAUAUAUGGAUCACACUCAGGUGAAACCCUACCCUUGAGUUCAGGAAACAAGAUAACACUGAAAUUUACUACAAAUGGAACAGAAACAGCGAAAGGAUUUCAUUUUGUUUACCAAGCUGUGCCACGAACAAGCGCCACUCAGUGCAGCUCAGUCCCUGAGCCGCGGUUUGGAAAGCGGAUAGGGAACGACUUCGCCAUCGGCAAGGUGGUGCUGUUUGAAUGCAAUCCAGGUUACACGCUGCACGGCUCCAAUGCCAUCAGGUGCGAGGCCGUGCCCAGUGCCCUAGCCCAGUGGAACGGCACUGUGCCCACAUGUGUUGUUCCCUGUGGUGGAGUGUUAACCGCGCGCAAAGGCACUAUCCUCUCACCUGGUUACCCAGACCCAUACGCCAACUACCUUAACUGUGCCUGGAGGAUCUCUGUUCCUGAAGGAGCUGGCAUACAGAUUCAAGUUGUGACCUUUGCCACGGAACACAACUGGGAUUCGCUAGACUUUUUUGAUGGGGUCGAUGGCAGUGCACCGAGGCUUGGCAGCUACUCUGGUACAACAAUACCACAGCUGCUAAACAGCACCUCCAACAACCUCUACUUGACUUUCCAGUCUGACAUCAGUGUUUCUGCUGUUGGUUUCCACCUGGAAUACACAGCAAUAGGUUUGGAUUCGUGCCCAGAGCCGUUGCCUCCCAGUAAUGGCCAAAAAGUGGGGGAUCGCUACACUGUGGGUGACAUGGUUUCUUUCCAGUGUGAUCAAGGCUUUUCAUUACAGGGCAAUGCAUACAUAACCUGUAUGCCUGGGCCUGUCAGAAGAUGGAAUUACCCUGUACCGCUGUGUUUAGCUCAGUGUGGAGGCUCUAUGACAAACUUCAACGGUGUCAUUCUCAGCCCGGGCUUUCCAGGGAAUUACCAGAGCAGCCUGGACUGCAGCUGGAGAGUUCAACUCCCCGUUGGCUUUGGGAUCCAUCUACAGUUUCUGAACUUCUCUACAGAGCCUGUCCAUGACUAUUUGGAAGUGCGCAGUGGCAGUCUUGAAACGGGAACAGUGAUUGAUAGAUUCAGUGGCCCAGUGGUGCCCAACUCUCUCUUCAGCACCACCCACGAGACCACUCUCUUCUUCCACAGCGACUAUUCCCAGAACAAGCCUGGCUUCCAUAUUAUUUAUCAGGCAUAUGAACUACAAAGGUGUCCCGACCCUCUACCUUUUCGCAGUGGUAUAGUGAUUGGUCAGGACUACAGUGUGGGGAUGACCAUUUCCUUUGAGUGCUUGCCAGGUUACACACUUCUUGGAGAACCAUCCCUCACUUGUUUGCAUGGAAUAAGCAGAAACUGGAACCACCCCAUACCCCGCUGCGAGGCUCUUUGUGGUGGAAACAUAACAUCCAUGAAUGGCACAAUUUACUCUCCUGGACACCCUGCUGAGUAUCCACACUUCCAGGACUGCAUGUGGACAGUCAGAGUACCUCCAGGAUACGGCAUCUACAUAAAUUUCUCUGUUAUAAAUACAGAGCCAAUCUAUGAUUUCAUCACAGUGUGGGAUGGACCGGAUCAAUCUUCUCCUCAGAUUGGUCAAUUCAGUGGUAGCUCGGUACAGGAAGGCGUGUCAACCACUGCUAAUCAAGUCCUAAUCAAGUUCCACAGUGACUUCAGUACCAGCGGCUUCUUUGAGCUUCAUUAUUAUGCUUACCAGCUGAGAACUUGUCAGCCACCACCUCCCGUCGCCAACGCCACAAUCCUAACUGAUGGUGACGAGUUUGAAAUAGGGGACAUUAUUCGAUACUCAUGCCAGCCAGGCUUUACCAUGGUGGGCAGUGAGAUUCUGACCUGUCGACUUGGAGAGAGGCUACAGAUGGACGGACCGCCGCCCGUCUGUCAAGUGCAAUGUCCAGCCCACGAAGUGCGUUUUGACUCAACGGGGGUCAUCUUAAGUCCCGGCUACCCAGAAAACUACCCCAACCUUCAAAUGUGUUCGUGGCUGAUUAAUGUAGAGAAAGGCUACAAUGUCACUCUACAUUUUGAACUUUUUCAGACAGAAAAAGAGUUUGACAUCUUGGAAAUAUUUGAUGGCCCCAAUAUCUACAGUCAAAGUCUGUCAACGCUGAGUGGUGACAUAGAAACACCAUUCAGUCUGACUACAACAGGCAACCAGCUCCUGUUACGCUGGUCCUCUGACCAUGGGACUAACCGUCGUGGCUUCCACAUCAGAUAUGUGGUGAUGUACUGCAGUACCCCCGACUCCCCACAACACGGCUUUGUAGUGAGCCAGACUGGGGGUCAUCUUAACAGCGUGGUACGUUGGGCAUGCGACAGGGGGUACAAGAUUAUUGGGAAGGCCACAGCUGUGUGCAAAAAGACCACCUAUGGCUACUACACCUGGGAUGCGCCAGUUCCUGCAUGUCAAGCUGUGUCAUGCGGUGUACCCAGUGCGCCAGUGAACGGAGGUGUGCUUGCUGCUGAUUACUCCGUUGGCACGCGAGUGACCUACUUCUGUAACAGUGGCUACCGGCUCUCCUCCAAAGAACUGACAACCACUGUCUGCCAGCCAGACGGCACCUGGAGCAAUCACAACAAGAUACCCCGAUGCAUUGUGAUGAUGUGCCCAAGUCUUAGCUCCUUCUCUUUGGACCAUGGAAGAUGGCGGAUUGUCAAUGGUUCCCACUAUGAGUUUGGAACAAAAAUCGUUUUCACCUGCAACCCUGGCUAUUUUCGUGUUGGCCCCGCCCACAUCCAGUGCCUGGCUAAUGGAAUGUGGAGCUGGAGAAACGAGAGACCUCGGUGUAGAAUAAUUUCUUGUGGAGAUCUUCCUAUUCCUCCAAAUGGGAAGAAAAUUGGAAGUCAAACUACCUUCGGAGCAACAGCCAUUUUCAGCUGUAACUCAGGUUACGUUCUUAACGGAUCUACUGUUAGAGAGUGUCUUCUGUCUGGCCUCUGGAGAGGAGAGGAGACUCUGUGCCUCGCCGGGCACUGUGGUGUUCCUGAACAAAUAUUGAAUGGACAGGUUAUUGGGGAAAACUUUGGCUACAGAGACACUGUGGUUUACCAGUGUAAUCCUGGGUUCAGACUUAUUGGCUCGUCUGUUAGGAUCUGUCAGCAGGACCACAGCUGGUCGGGGCACCUCCCAGUUUGUAUCCCUGUCACAUGCGGCCAUCCUGGUAGCCCCAUCUACGGCCGCACCAUAGGGGAAGGCUUCAACUUCAACGAUGUUGUGCGUUUCUCCUGCAACAAAGGUUACACCCUUGAAGGACCUUCUACAGCACAGUGCCAGGCCAACCGCCAGUGGAGCCAGCAGCCCCCCUCAUGCAGAGUGGUCAACUGCACAGAUCCGGGAAUUCCAGCCAACUCUAUACGGGAAAGUAAAAUCGAACAUGGAAACUUCACGUUUGGCAGCGUGGUCUUCUACGACUGUAACCCUGGGUUUUACCUGUUUGGCUCGUCGGUGCUUACCUGCCAGCCAGAGGGCCACUGGGACAAACCUCUUCCAGAGUGCAUUGAACUGGACUGUGGCCACCCAGGUACACCACCCCAUGCAGUGAUAAGUGGAGAGAAGUUUACUUUUGGCUCCACUGUGCGCUUCUCCUGCCCUGGAGACCGUCAGCUCAUUGGGGACUCAUCACUCACUUGCCAACUGAAUGGGCACUGGAGUGGUCCUCUGCCUCACUGCUCAGGCAACUCCACUGGCACCUGUGGGGAUCCUGGCACACCUGCCUAUGCCAGCAGGGAGGUGGGGAACUUUAAAGUGCGCAGUAAAGUGCGCUUCACCUGUGCGGUGGGGCACACUCUGUAUGGUUCGGCAGAGAGGAUCUGCUUUCCCAACGGUACCUGGUCGGGCAAACAGCCAUUCUGCAAACCGGUGCAGUGUGGGAACCCGGGCACACCUGCCCAUGGCCGUAUAUCCCGUUUGGAAGGGACAGCCUUCUCCAAUUCCAUUGUGUAUUCUUGUAUGGAAGGAUACUUCCUCACAGGAUUGCCCACACGCCAGUGUCUGGCCAAUGGCACGUGGUCUGGUACUUCUCCAAAUUGCACAAUGAUCACCUGUGGCGACCCUGGUAUUCCUGCCAAUGGACUAAGACUUGGUGAGGAGGUCACGGUGGGGCACAAUGUGACAUUCUUGUGCCAGCCGGGUUAUGUGAUGGUGGGAGGUGACAGCAGCAUCACCCUGACCUGCACCAACAACGGAACCUGGAGUGGAACCAUGCCAGAAUGUCAAGUGGUGACAUGUCCUUCACCUCCCUCCAUUCCUAACGGCCUCCUGGAGGGCUCAAUCCGGGAGUGGGGGGCCAGCGUGAGCUACAGCUGUCUGCCUGGAUACGAGAUAUCCUUCCCUGCUGUGCUUACCUGCACAGGCAACGGGACGUGGAGCGGAGACCUUCCUCAGUGUUUGCCCAAGUUCUGUGGGGAUCCAGGCAUGCCCCUAAAAGGACGGCGAGAAGGACAUAGCUUUAUCUUCAAGUCAGAGGUGACGUUCAGCUGCAGCGCCCCUAAUGUGUUAGUGGGAUCAACCACAAGGAUGUGCCUGGAGGAUGGCACCUGGAGUGGGAACCAACCUCGAUGUAUAGAGCCCACAAGAAGCACUUGUGAAAACCCAGGGACACCUGAGCAUGGAUUUAUGAACUACACCACAGGCUUUAAGGUGGGCAGCAGAGUCGACUUCCAGUGCCAACAGGGACACAUACUCCAGGGAUCCACUACAAGGAUGUGUUUGCUGGAUCUCACCUGGACUGGCACUCAGCCUACCUGCAUCCCUCACUCCUGCAAGCAGCCGCGGAGCCCAGCCAACGCUGACGUGGUGGGUCUAGACCUGCCCUCCUACGGGUACACCCUGGUGUACAGCUGUCAGCCAGGUUAUUUCCUCGCUGGAGGUUCAGAGCACCGCGUCUGCCGCUCUGACGGAAGCUGGACUGGCAAGGUGCCUGUGUGCAGAGUCGGAUCAAAAACACAAGAGAAAAAUGUCAAACCUGUAACAGGGACACCGAGUCCGAAAAUAAUAGUUCCUGAUGAUGUUUUUGCACCUGACUUUGUUUGGAAAGGCUCUUACCACUAUAAGGGCCAGAAGCAGCCAAUGAGCUUGAUAGUCACCAGUUUUAAUGCCACCACUGGAAAAGUGAAUGUUACUUUAACAGACAGCAGCAUGGAGUUUCUGCUCUCUGGAGUCUACAAACGCCAGGAGGCACGGUUAAUGCUCUUGCUAUACCAGAUGAGAGCACUAACCCACAGCUCUUUGAGUAGGAUUACUGAUGAGACUUGGGCGAUGGAUGGAUUUGUUUCGGCUGAGCCUGAGGGUGGCAGCUAUGUGUUUCAAGGCUUUAUACAGGGUAAAGACUACGGACAGUUUGGAUUACAGCAACUUGGUUUGAGUCUGAGAGAGAACGUUACGCUUGCUGACCCCGAGGCGAACGGCUCUACCAACAGCAGUUCUGUGGCUGUUGCCAUCCUGGUGCCUUUUUUCGCUCUCAUCUUUGCAGGCCUGGGAUUUUAUCUCUACAAGCAGCGAAAAACGGAUAAAGCGCAGUACACAGGAUGUUCUGUCCACGAGAACAACAACGGCCAGGCCACGUUCGAGAACCCCAUGUACAACACAAACACAAAAGCCGCCGAGGGGAAAGUCGUCCGGUUCGACCCCAAUCUCAACACUAUCUGCACCAUGGUUUAAUGUCUGCUGCUUGGGAGUUAAAAAGAACUACAACCCUGAGAGAAGGGAGGAGAAUAGAACUUUGUGGGAGGUUUUGUUUUGAUUUUUGAUUGAAAAAAAUAUUUUGAAGAAAUGUUUCUAAUCACUUUCUGGUGAACACACUGCAAAGACACUAAAGGACAUAAAGCACACUUUUAGCAACCACAAUGGUAGCUGCAAUCAACAGAGUUUAGGAGAUUUAAAAAAUGAAAGCAAGAGUAUGUCUCACACCUUUUCCAAUCUCCCUGUUUUUUGGUGAAGAAAAAUGUCUUUGCACUCUGUGAGUGCUGGCUCUUUGAAUAAAAGAGCCUCUGGCAUAUAGAUGAAAUAGAGUAUUUUAUGCUCUGUAGUAUAAAUAUAGAGGGAUUAUUUCACAACACCAAAUACACAAAAAAAUUAUAUGUUUUUCUUUUAAAAAAAAAAACAGUCCACUUAUAGGCCAUUUACUCUGCCUUCACCCUUUUUUUGAAUUACUUUACAUAUUGGAGUUUCUGAAGUGAAAGUUGAUCAAUGUGAUCUUUUUUCAGCAUCAGAGCAUGUAAGAGGAGUGAAAGUAGCAAAAAAAAAAAAACAAGAAACUGCCUCUUCUGUAAUCAAGUCAGUGCUGUA
This is a messenger RNA of Oryzias latipes (Japanese medaka), 11695 nucleotides long. NCBI's taxonomy places the organism in Eukaryota, Metazoa, Chordata, Actinopteri, Beloniformes, Adrianichthyidae. The record is from RefSeq and is a predicted model, not a curated record.